This is a messenger RNA of Gossypium arboreum, 1485 nucleotides long. Its product is annotated as probable leucine-rich repeat receptor-like protein kinase At1g35710. Gene Ontology annotation, molecular function: protein binding. The record is from RefSeq and is a predicted model, not a curated record. Bases 1 to 1485 code for a protein of 494 amino acids. The transcript has a single exon. Lineage: Eukaryota; Viridiplantae; Streptophyta; Magnoliopsida; Malvales; Malvaceae.
AUGGCAUUCUCCUUUUACACUUUCAUUGCUAUUUUGCUUUUUUUACUCUCUAUAAUAGUGAGGAGCAGUGAGAUUACUAGAGCAACAAAUAAUGAUUCAGAAUCUCUUGUAGCUGAGGAAAAAGCAUUGAUGGAAACUGGGUGGUGGAGUAACUACAGCAACAAAGGUGUUCACCAUUGUACAUGGCCUGGUGUUAGAUGUAGUCCUGCUGGGAGUGUCAUCGAGGUUGAUCUUAGUGGCCAUGGUCUAAAUGGGAGUAUAACACCUCAAAUAGGUGCACUUUCCAAACUCAAGUGCCUCAACCUGUCCUUAAAUACUCUUAGAGGUGAGUUACCUUCUUCACUUGGAAACCUUACUCAAUUGGCAGUGCUUGAUGUUUCUUAUAAUGAAAUUUAUUAUAUUCCCUUGGAAAUUGAGAAGAUGAAGAAUCUUGUUUCUCUAAAUUUGACGAGGAACCUCAUUGUUCAUAUGCCUUCAACUAUUGGUCUUUUGACCAAUCUCACCCACUUGAUUAUGACCUCUAAUCCAUUGCAGAGCAUCAUCCCUCCCCAUAUAUGGAACCUGAACAAGCUAAUGACUCUCCAUCUCGGAAACUGCCAGCUCUACGGUUCCAUUCCACCAAAUAUUGGAAAGCUCAAGAGUUUGGUUAAUCUCCAUCUCUCAAGCAACAUGCUUGUUGGUCCAAUCCCAUCUUCUGUCAACAACUUAACCAAUCUUGUAUCAUUGGUUCUUUAUGGAAACCAACUCAAUGGAUCCAUUCCGCAAGAAAUUGGGAGGCUAACCAAUUUGACUACACUGUAUCUAUCGUCUAAUAUGCUUGUUGGUCCCAUCCCUUCCUCUUUGGGUAAUUUAUCCAGACUGGAAUCGUUCUCUCUUUAUCAAAAUAAAAUAAAUGGUUCCAUUCCACAAGAAAUAAGACAUCUUGGGAAGUUGUCUCACUUAGAUCUUGGUGCCAAUAACUUGAGUGGUGAAAUCCCUUCGUUUCUAGGUCUUUUACCCAGCUUGAGUCGUUUGUACCUUGACUCAAAUCUUUUUGAAGGUUUCAUCCCAUUAGAUAUUAGAAAACUAAAGAAUUUGACUUUAUUGCUUCUCUCUGGUAACAGACUCACUGGCUCAAUCCCUUCAUCUUUGAGUUAUUUGACCAAUUUGCAGUUGUUGUCCCUUGACAGAAAUCUUUUACACGGUUCCAUCCCUUAUGAAAUUGGAAAUAUGACGAAUCUAAUAGAGCUACAACUUGAUUCCAACCAUAUUUCCAAUUCCACCCCUUCAUCUCUACUUCAUUUACCCAAUUCAUUGCAUCUAUCCAUGGCUUCGAAUCUUUCGGAAGGUCCUAUACCCCAUGAAAUUGAGAGUUUGAAUGCCUUGGGAUACUUAGUGUUGGGUAUGGGUUCCACUACGUGGGAAACCCAUAUUUUCUGCCAUAAUGUAUUUUCUUUUUUUGGCCUUUUAUGUGUGGGAUGUGGGCAGCCUUUCUUUUAUUAUUGA